Messenger RNA from Penicillium canescens, 426 nucleotides. RefSeq names its product gentisate 1-2-dioxygenase. The coding region runs from base 1 to 426 and encodes 141 amino acids. Lineage: Eukaryota; Fungi; Ascomycota; Eurotiomycetes; Eurotiales; Aspergillaceae. Gene Ontology annotation, molecular function: dioxygenase activity. The record is from RefSeq and is a predicted model, not a curated record. The transcript is spliced from 2 exons.
AUGCCCCCAGCUGAUGCCCCCCAUGCCACGGAUACGUUCUACGCUGGCCUGCAACUGGUGAUGCCGGAAGAGACCGCCCCAGCCCAGCGACAUACCGCCUUCGCGAUGCGCUAUAUUAUAGAGGGUAGCGGAGGCUUUACGGCGGUGCAUGACAGACGCAUCCGAAUGCAGAAAGGGGAUGCAAUUCUGACACCUAAUUGGAACUAUCACGAUCACGGCAAGGAUAGCAGCGGCCCGCUUAUCUGGCUGGACGGCCUGGAUCUGCCCAAUUUCCGACACUUGCCAGUUCACUUUGUCGAGCACUUCAAUGAGCCUCGCUACGCGGCCAAGGGUCUCAACCAGACUGCCUCUCAGAUGAUCUUCACCGGGGGCCAAUUGAAAGCUGGGUUGGAUGAGAUGGAGGUUGAUUCGGCCACACAGCGCUAG